AUGCAAUAAAGAACUCAAAGCGAUUCAGAACAGUCCCACAAAGUGUAGUAAUUCAUGAUUACUGAUGAGCAGAUAGGUGAAAUUCAUGACUUUGUCAAUAAUUCUCUAUCUGAUGCUUAUUAUCCAAUUUCCUAAUAGAGAGGUUAAAAGUAAUCAGAGCCUACUCCUUUGUCAAAUGAAGAAUUGAGAAGUCAGCGAAUGAGUAUAGAUAGUCCUGAUGCCAGAUUAAUUUUAUAAUCAUCUAGCCGGCAAUAAAAAGAUGAACCUUAGCAUUAAUUAACAUUAUUUUAAUCUUGGAAUGCAAUCAAGUUUAUAAGAAGAAUUAGUGAGCGAAAAAGAAUAAACACGAAAUUCAGUCAAUAUUAAUACGAUUUAUUAAAUGAUAAAGGCUCGUCAUUCGAUUUAAAAUUAUUUAAGGAGAGUAGUUUACAUUUUAAACCAAUGCAUAGAGGAUUAAGAAGAUCAAAUCAAGUCGAGCAGAUCGAAAAACCAUCGGCACUAUAACAAGUAAAGAGCUAUGCAAUUCACCAAAAAUAAAAUAUCAAGCAAUUUUUUAACAGAAUCGAAUAAUAACUUCAAAAAAUCCCCCUAAUAACCCCUGAAUCAAGAUGGAAAUUGAUUUGGGAUUGUUUUGUUGCUUUUUCCAGGUUAUAUUUCAUGUAUGUAAUUCCAAUAGAUUUGGGAUGGACACAAAUUCCAGUGAUUUAUGGUUAGUUAUACCCAGUUUCGGUUUUAGCACUUAUAAUAUUAUUAUUAGAUUAUAUCAUAAGCUUUAACAAUUCUUUUUAUCAGUUUGGCUAAAUAGCGAAUUAAAGAGCAAUCAUAGCUAAACAUGUAAUCACAAAAAGCUAUGGCUUGGAAUCCAUAUCCUUGUUAAUUCUAAGUAUUUACCUCUUUAAUUCAAAUUCCAACACAAUCAAUGUGUUGGACAAUUGGGCAGAUGUUUUUAUUGCUUUAUUUUAUGUAUAAAGUAGAAAUAUUCCGAAAUUGAUUGCCUAAAUAGAAGAAGUGCUGAAUUUGUCGAAGCCAGUUUCAUCAAUGUUAGAGUUAUUGAAAUUGAUAUUGGUAUUGUUUUUCGUUUUGCAUUGCUACUCCUGUUUGUGGUUUUUUGUUGGGGAAUAUAGCCACAACCAUUCAGUUUAAGGAAGUUGGUUAGAACUUUAUCAUAUUGAACAUGAAACCUUUGCCGUUUAGUAUUUGUUUUCAUUUUAUUAUUCUACAGUGACGAUGUUCACAGUAGGAUAUGGAGAUAUUACGCCGGUUAGUUACAUAGAAAGAAUUAUAUCUAUAUUCUAUAUGAUGUUUUGCAGCAUUCAACUGAGUUAUAGUGUGAGUACAGUAGGAACAAUCUUAGACAAGAUAUCAGCCUAUGAAUAGGAGAAGAUGAAAAAGGUGCAUACAAUAAAUACUUAUAUGCAAAAUAAGAAGAUUGGAUAUGAACUACAGUAUUAAGUUAGAGAAUAUUUGAAUUACUAUUGGCAAUCACAAAGUCAAGUAGAAUCACAGGAUGAAUAAAAUAUUAUUAAUUAACUAUCUUAAAAUCUUAGAGAAUAAUUAAUGUUACAAGCAAAUUCUAUCAUUUUAAAUGAAUGUCCCUUAUUUAAAAAUCAUUUCAGUGAUUAAUUAAAGAAUAAGUUGGUAAGACAAAUUAAAUAAACAGUAAUCUAGCCUGAAAAUAUAGUGGAAUUUGAUCAAAUAUUCCCAACUCUUCCAAAUGGUUAAAUCUUUAUGUGCUUUAUAGAACAUGGAGAAGUUUAGAUCUUAAUUCAAAAUGAUUAAAAGGACUCCAUUUAUUCACAUCAAUAAGUGUCUGUGAUUAGUAAAGUAGGGAAGGGAAGUAGUUUGGGCAUUUACAGUUUUAUUAGUGGUCAAAAAUCUCGAGAGAAAUUUAGAAGUUUAGGUUUCACUAAAUUGCUGUUACUAUCUCGAGAUGAUUUUUUAAGAAUAUUGCCUGAUUAUCCAGAAGAUUAUGAAAAUUUUAGAAAUAUUCAUGAUGGACUUCUAUUUAAUUAAGAUUAUAUUCAACAUAUGAAAUGUUUUUCAUGUUAAUCCUCAACUCAUAGAGUCAUGAAUUGUCCUCUUCUACAUUACGUGAGUGACAGAGAAUUCAUAAUUAAAAAACAUUUAUUUAACAAAGAUCAUAACAGAUCAAAAUUCAAAAGGAACAUGAAAAGAUUUAUAAAUUAAUUUCAUGCAUUAGUGGAUUAAGAAGAGAUCUCUGAUAUUGCUCAAUUUUACAGCAAUUGCAAUUCUAAAUGGACUGAAUUUUAUGAUGAACCUCCUGAAGAGGAUGAUGACCCCAAAGGUUCUUAAAUCAAAAAGAUUGAUGUGAUAGUCGCAUCUCCAGAUUUGGCAUAAUCUCCAAUGUAGCAUCAUAGACCAUAGGCAAGAUUCAGUAUUUUGAAUAAAAGAGGGAGCACAAUUGAUGCAUUUGAACCUGAAGAGAACAAACAGAAAUUGCCAAUGAUAAUCAGGGGAACUAAAAGAAGAUAAUCUAAUGUCCAAUAACUCAAAUCAAUAGAAGCUAAGUCAUGUACUUAAAAUCCGAAUUCAAGACGAUUGAGACCAUCAUGUACAAUAGAAUUUAGUCGAUUUAGACAAAUUCAAGUAUUGUAAAGAUUUCGCAAAGUUGUUUAAAUGGUUAUUAAACUUAACAUUAUGAAGAAGAAGAAAUCGAGCAAAAAGACUUUGUCAAAUAAGUUUUAAGAUAUUUAACAAUAGAACCAAUAAUUGAAGUUGAUCUUGGAGAAAGUGAAUAUUAGGAUCAGUUAGAUUGAUUAAGGAAAGAAGGAAAUUUUAAAUGAUAUAGACAUCUAAAAUGCAUUUUUGUUAUCUACUAAAAUUAAUAUGCUCAUCUCAUUAUAACAGGAAUAUUUUGUGAAUAAGACCAAAGUUUAAUAAAUGGAUGUUUGCAAGGAGUUUUAAUAUUAUUAACCUUAAAAUAACUUCACUAAAGUUCUUGAGAAAGAGGAAUUUUACUAUUAGCAAAGAAAGAUUUAGCCGAAGUUAUUAGAGCUUAGAAAUAAAUUAGUGUAAUAUCUAAUGUUCCCUUAGAUGUAUCUUGAAAAAUAUAAAUAUGUGAAAUUACAAUUAGUGAAUUUGCUAACAUAAAGAUAAUUUAGAGAUGAAAAUAAUAAAUCUUAGAUUUUUAAUAUGAGCAAAAGAAACAAAUUUAGAGGUAAAACUUUUAGAGCACCAAAAGUGAACUAAAUUCUUCCUAAAUGA
Molecule: messenger RNA, 3225 nt
Organism: Paramecium tetraurelia
Lineage: Eukaryota; Ciliophora; Oligohymenophorea; Peniculida; Parameciidae
Exons: 2
Source: RefSeq, a predicted model, not a curated record